GAGGGCGGGCCCGGCGCCUGGGGCGCGGCGGUAGCGCGCGUGGACGAGCUGCUGCGGGAGCAGAACGUGGACGCGCGGGCGUGCGCGCAGAGGGCGCUGUGCUCCUUCGUCGCCUCCUCCUUCGAGAAGCUGCAGCGCGGCACGCCGGGGAGCGUCGACAAGAUCGUCGACGGAGUCAUCAGCAAUGAAUGGCUAUCAAAUGCCGUGAGAAAUUCGCCCUUCCAAGAAGCGAUUGACAGCGGAAAAUUCGGAGCAAAUUGUUCGGCACUCUACAGCUCUUGUCCAGUAACACAAAGAGGGUUGAAGAACAUGGCUAUGAACAUUGCAAAAAUGAUAAAAAGCUAAGAUUUCCAUAGAACAGUCUUAAAGUGUCUAUGGGAGUGCCCAGGUCACUGAAGAAAUGUUCGAAUCAAAAUAUUGCCGUUUUUUAUAAGAUUCUUGAACGAUAAGAGAACGUGUUGCAGAAAAAGAUAUAUUUAUUGCAAAAUCGCGUGGCGUAUAAUUGUUGAUAAUAUUUGACUUCACAGAAUUUUAAUUUCUGGCCAUAAGAGAAAUAUAAUA
Molecule: messenger RNA, 561 nt
Organism: Gryllus bimaculatus (two-spotted cricket)
Lineage: Eukaryota; Metazoa; Arthropoda; Insecta; Orthoptera; Gryllidae
Source: the annotation of a GenBank genome assembly